Messenger RNA from Portunus trituberculatus (swimming crab), 1148 nucleotides. Its product is annotated as cytochrome c-type cyt cy-like. The record is from RefSeq and is a predicted model, not a curated record. Gene Ontology annotation, molecular function: heme binding; electron transfer activity. NCBI's taxonomy places the organism in Eukaryota, Metazoa, Arthropoda, Malacostraca, Decapoda, Portunidae. The coding region runs from base 67 to 873 and encodes 268 amino acids. Gene Ontology annotation, biological process: mitochondrial electron transport, ubiquinol to cytochrome c; mitochondrial electron transport, cytochrome c to oxygen. Gene Ontology annotation, cellular component: mitochondrial intermembrane space. The transcript has 2 exons.
AUCCUUCACUGAAUACCACGCCACAUCACGCCAUACUCAAGAACCACCAGACACCUUUAUUUCAAGAUGCUGAGCCGCGUCCUAACAUCCCAGGCUGCAACGGUGCUUAAAAGUGGCGGGAGAAUCUUAUUCCCAAGGAUAAAAGAUAGUGUAGUACCUUCUAAGCCUGUCCCAAGACCACUCUUACCUGUUCUCGGGUGGAAUACUCGCUCAGGACGUGAAAAAUUCUGUUUUGUUGCUGGUGUUGUGUUGGGUGUUCUUGGCUUUGGGGCUGAUCUGAUAAUGAACUCCCAGACGCAUCGUACUACAGACAAGAGAUGGAUGAAAGUUCUUUGUAGUCUAGCGGUUCCCCACGUGCUGGCCAAGGAACCUCCAGCUGAGAGUGAGACUUGUAAAGGUCCAAAUGAAAAGCCGGAACCAAAACGUGAAUGCCCGGAUGAUACCACACCACCGUCAAAACCCCCACCUACAACCCCACCGCCGUCAAAACCCCCACCUACAACUCCACCACCACCGUCAAGACCACCUCCGUCAAGACCCCCAGCAGGACCUAUGUACAUGGGCGACGUUGAGAAGGGCAAGAAGCUGUUCGUGCAGAGGUGUGCACAGUGCCACACGGUGGAGGCGGGCGGCAAGCACAAGACCGGUCCCAACCUCCACGGUCUUAUUGGGCGCCAGACGGGUCAGGCAUCCGGCUAUGUGUACACGGACGCCAACAAGUCGAAGGGCAUCACGUGGGCCCCUGACACUCUCGACGUGUAUCUCACCAACCCGAAGAAGUACAUCCCUGGCACCAAGAUGGUCUUCGCUGGACUCAAGAAGAAGAAGGAGAGAGAAGACCUGAUUGCCUACCUCGUCAGUUCUACCAAGUAAACGAGAGGCUGCGAGGCAGCAAAAUUCAGUGCUGUCUGUCCUGUAGGCAAAGAAUCUGAUUGUCUGUCCUAGAUAGUUUUUUGUACAUAUGUACAUAACCCGCCUUGUGGAGGUGGUCUUCCCUACCCUAACCUUGCCCUUUGGUAAGCCAGCAAAUUUGUUUUGUAAUUUAUUUGAUCUUGUCCCCACACUCAUGGACCUGAUAUUUGGAGAUAUUUACAAACUGGAAAUCUUUCAUUCCACUAAUUUUAUUUUCAAUAAAUUAAGUGAUGUAC